UCUCUUUCUAUCUCUAAAACCUCUCUCUCUCUCUCUCAUAUUUAAACCGUCUCCUGUAAAUUCUCUCCGAAGCAUUUGUCUUUACACAACUGUUUCCUCUCUCUAAAUCCUCUGCUUUCUCUUUGUUAAAAACACAACACAACAGUUUUGUCUCUCUAAAUCCUUUGCUUUAUCUUUGUUAACAAGCGUCAUCUGGAGCAAACCCUACACCAUCAACUUCCUUGCCUUACUUGGGUCGCCCUUCAUUUACAAAAUGGUUCCUCACAAGUGAAGAAAACUCUCUCUCUCUCUCAUGGCGCUUACACAUCCCCAAAGGAUCACAUUCGCAUUCCAUUCUUGAGAAUGGGUCUUUCCAUCCAAAAUCAAUUCUACUUCCUCUGCGUGGUCCCAUUUUCAGUUGAAUAAAGCCUAUUUCUUCUCCUUUCUCCCAUCAAUCCCCCAUUAUAUCCUGAGAAGGCCUUUUUAAGCACACUUGGAAAAAUACAGAUUUUCAUAUAGGGAUAAUAGAGAUUCCGAAGGAGUUGGGGUUGUCUGGUUCGGAGCUUUGGAUUCAAAUUUUGGGUUAGCUUAAAUAAUAUGGGGGACCAUUUCGUGUUAUUGGUGGAUCGGUUAAUCACCGAUUCUACCCUGGAGGCCAUGAUCGAGAGCAGGAAUCUCGGGCAGGUACGAUGCCUGAGCGGUGAUUCUGAGGCCCUCGGGCAGUGUUCGGGCAACCCUAUAAUUGAAGAAAUGGGGAUCAAUAGGAAGGGAUCAUCCCUCAAAGUGGUAGAGUGCAGGAUAUGUCAAGAUGAAGACCAGGCUUGUAACAUGGAGACUCCUUGUGCUUGUUGUGGCAGCUUGAAGUAUGCCCAUCGCAAAUGUGUUCAACGGUGGUGCAAUGAGAAGGGCAACACCAUGUGUGAGAUUUGCCAUCAGCAAUUUCAGCCGGGUUAUACAGCACCUCCUAAGAUGUUUCAUUAUGGGGGUCUUCCUAAUUUUAGGGGAAGCUGGGAGAUCUCUAGACAACCAUUAGACUUGCAAAAUCCUCAGUUUAUUGCUAUGGUUUCAACAGACCGCAACUUCUUGAACACUGGAUUUGAUGAUUAUUCGGCUUCAAAUUCAAGGAGUGUGACUUGCUGUCGCUCGGUUGCUGUAAUUUUCCUAGUUCUUCUGAUUCUUCGACAUACACUUCCAUUCUUGAUCGGUGGGGCUGAGGAGUAUGCGUUCACAUUGUUCACUCUGUUUCUUUUAAGGGUUGCUGGAAUCCUCUUGCCAUUUUAUAUCAUGGCCCGAGCUGUGGCUGCUAUCCAUCGCCGGCAUCGGCAGCAGGAAGCUCCUGAAGUUGAGCUUGAUGCAUCUGAGGAUGAAUUGGAGCAGCCACCACAUAUCAUAAAUGUGCCCUAAGAUCAGGAUGGACAAAAGACCAGUGUUAUUUGAUGGGCUGUUGUAUGUAUCCAUUAAUAUCAUGCGACUUGGAAAGAUAUUACUCCAACCAUAACUGGUUGAUUUAAGAUCAUGACGAAGAAAUCACUGCAACUUCAUGUGGAAGAAGAAAGAAGUGCAACCUUAUGCAGAAGAAAACAACACUGCAACUUUAUGCGGAGAUAAGUGUCUAUCUUGAGGGAAAUUUAUAUAUGCUUAUGGACUGGUGAAGAUGGUCGGCCUCUGUCUUGUCUGUUAUACGUCACUCUAACCUGUUCAUUUUACUCUGUAACUGUAUAUAUAUGGAAGGCUUCCUUUUCUAUCUGAAAUUAAUCCAUUUAAUGCAAUGGGUACUACAUAUCCGUUGGGAAGCUUCUAACUUGUCUAUAUUGAAUAUCUUUUAAAUAUC
Messenger RNA from Amborella trichopoda, 1810 nucleotides. RefSeq lists its product as uncharacterized. The record is from RefSeq and is a predicted model, not a curated record. Lineage: Eukaryota; Viridiplantae; Streptophyta; Magnoliopsida; Amborellales; Amborellaceae. Gene Ontology annotation, biological process: protein ubiquitination. Gene Ontology annotation, cellular component: membrane. Gene Ontology annotation, molecular function: zinc ion binding; ubiquitin-protein transferase activity.